AUGGGCGGGGGCGGGACGGGGCGCGCGUGCGCGGGGCGGCAUGAACGGCGCGGGGCGGCGCGAGGCGGGGGUACCCGGGGGGGCUGGUGUGUGUCCCCCCCCCAACACCUCCCCGCUGACCCUACCGGGCUGUGGCACAGGGCGCUGCAGGCCCUGCCGAAGCUGGGGGGCGCCCCCAACCUGCCCCCCCCGAAGUGGGUCACCCCCCCCUCUCUGCGCCGCCGUGGGGACCCCAAGGCCAGGUCCCCCAGGGUGCCCACACCGUGGCACGUCACCGCGUCCUGGGGGGGCCACCAGCCCCUCGAGCUCCCACUGAAGAAAGGGGGGGACACAAAGCCCCGACACCAGGUUAGUGGGGAUGGGGAGAGCCCAUUUGGGGGGGUGCUGCCUGUGCUGGGACCCUCAUCAUCGGGUGCCCGCCUGGUCCUGGGGGGGCCGUGUCACCCCAGGGUGGCCCUGGCGGGGGUGGCAGCAGCGUCCCCCCCCCGACAGGGCAGGAAAGGAGCCACGGACCUGGUGCCGGAGCCAACCCCGUGGGACUCGCAGCGCGGCUGGGGCUGGCCCCCCACGGAGGAGCCGGGGGGGGGUAGGCGGUCCCUGUCCUUCCUGACGGAGGAUGGCACCGAUGACAGUGGCACCUCGGAGCUCCCCGAGGACGGACCCCUCAGCAGCACCCGCAGGUCCCUGCUGGAGGAGCUGGGGGGCGGAUGGGGGGACCCCCCGUCCCUCGCCAUCCCCUCCCUCACCCCGUGGCCCCUGGUGGCCCCCGGGGGCUCGGCUCUCCCCCCGCAGCCCCUGGCCUCCAGCACAAUGCUCUGGGCUGGGGACGAGCCCGGGGAGGGACCCCAGAGCCAGAUUUUGGGGGGAAGAAGAACGAGGGGUCCCCCCCGGCUUCUCCCCAAGCCUCAGGGGGAGUUUGGAGCUGGGGGGUCUCCCCUGUGCCCCCCCCAGCGUUGUGGCAGGGUCCCGGGGGGACACGGGGUGACUCCUGGGGCUCCCCGGUUCCGUGGCUGCUCCGUGGGACAUCGGAGCCCUGGGGAUGGGGACACCCCCUGGGCUGCGGCUCAGGACCACCCUGGUGUCCCCCGGGGACCACCCGUGGGCUGGGCAGGGCCGGGCAUUGCCCCCCCGGGUGCCCCCGAGGUGGGGGUGACAGUGUUUGAGGCGGGGGCCGGGGGAUGUGACCGCCUUGGGGACAGCAGCGCUGGCAGCGAGAGCUUCGUCACCGCCGUGGAGAUCCUGGAGCCCAGCGAGGCCGGGGGGGCCCUGGGGGUCCAGCACCGCUGCUCCCCCCAGCCCAGGGCAGCUGGGGGGCCGGGUGGACCCCCCUCCCCAACUAGAGCUGCCGCCGAGGAGCUCCCCCCCACCAGCCCCCCAAAUCCGGAGCGGGUGCAGGGGGAGGAUUUUGGGGGGGGCUCAAAAGCAGCCCCUGGCUGUGAGGAAGGCUCCGGGGUGGGCGAUGUGGGGGAGCUGCUUGUCCAGCUCCGGGGGUGCAGCCUCCGGGGGUCCCCCCCCCGCACUCCAGAAGCCCCUCACAGCCAGGACAGUCUCGCCCCUGGGGAUGUCACCCCCCGGGGGACAGAGCCCCCCCUGCACCGCCACGUCACCCCCAGGACCAAGAGCCGCCUCCAGGCCGCCGCGGCACGGCUUGGUGCCUCCUCUUCCUCCUCCUCAUCCCUCUUUGACGAGUCGCUGGAGAUGCCCCGGAGGCCCCCAAGGCUCAGAGUCCCCUGGGGGGUCUCCAGGGACCCUGCCCCCCCAGGGAGGGGGGAUGUGUCCAGCGGGGACAGGGAGGGGACGGGAUCUUCGGAUGACACUGAGAUCCUCCCCGGAGCCCCCAGCCAGCCCAGCUUGCCCCCGGGGGCCAGCAGCUCCCCCAGUUCUAGCCCCACGGUCCUGCUGGUCCCUGGGGACCAUGGCCAUCCCCAGGGUGCUCCAUCAGAUGGUCAAGGUUCCCCUGGCUCCAGCCCCACGGUCCUGCUGGUCCCUGGGGACCACAGCCACCCCCAGGACACCCCAUCAGAUGCUCAGGGCUCCCCUGGCUCCAGCCCCACAGUUCUCCUGGUCCCUGGGGACCACAGCCACCCCCAGGACACCCCAUCAGACGCUCAGGGCUCCUCUGGCUCCAGCCCCACAGUUCUCCUAGCUCCUGGGGACAAUGGUCAUCCCCAGGACACCCCAUCAGAUGGUCAAGGUUCUCCUGGCUCCAGCCCCACGGUUCUCCUGGUCCCUGGAGACCACAGUCACCCCCAGGACACCCCAUCAGAUGGUCAAGGUUCCCCUGGCUCCAGCCCCACAGUCCUUCUGGUCCCUGGGGACCACAGUCACCCCCAGGACACCCCAUCAGACGCUCAGGGCUCCCUCUGUGCCACCAGCAGCCCCAACCCCAGGGUGCUGGAGGGUGGCUCUGGGUGGCAGGACCCCUCAACCUUGGGGACACACCAGUCCUGGUGGCCCCAUGGGAGCUUCAGCCACCUCCUGGCCCCACGGCCACCGGGCAGCACCGCGGUGGAGCUGAGGAGCCCAGUGGUGCCCCUGUCACCUGCUGCCUGCUCCGAGGAGCACCUUGAGGACGAGGAGAGGGGACAGGCACCCACUGGGUGGCACAACCCUGGUGGAGAGACCACCACCAGCUCAGAGGAUGCCGUGGUCCAGGAUGGGGGGGUGCACAGGGGGCCACCACGGCCCCUCUCGGACGAAGCCCUGCGGCGGCGGCUGCGGGCGCUGGGGGACAACCCGGGGCCCGUGACGGAGCUCACCAGGAGGCUCUACCUGCGGCGCCUGGAGGAGCUGGUGAGGGGACCCCGGGGGAGCCCAGCAGGUCACAGCCCCGAGCUGGUGGCCGCGCUGCGGACGGGCCACGUCCCCGACUGUGCCCAGGACGAGCUGGUGCUGGCCCAGCAGUUCGACCGCCCCGACCGCACCCGGCACUGGCGGGAAGGGCUGGUCAAGUCCAGCUUCAACUACCUCCUCCUGGACCCCAGGACCACCCAGAACCUGCCGCUGCGCUCCCACCGCCUGAGCCCGGCCCAGUGCUUCAGGACCUUCGUGGAAGCCAUCUUCUACGUGGGCAAGGGGACACGUGCCCGGCCCUACUGUCACCUCGCCGAGGCUCUGAGCCAGCACCGCGCGGGGACACAGAAGGGACCAGGGCGGGGGUGCUGCCUCCAUCCCUAUGGGGCCGUGGGUGCAGCCCCCGUCCCCGGGGGGGCUGUGGGUGCUGACCCCGUCCCCACAGGGCUGCAGACCAUCACCAACCAGCGGAAGGGGCAGUGUUACGGGGUGGCAGCGAGCUGGCCGGCCGAGCGGCGCCGGCGCCUGGGCGUUCAGAUGCUGCACCGGGCCAUGCGCAUCUUCCUGGCCGAGGGCGAGCGGCAGCUCCGGCCACACGACAUCCAGGGUGGGCACUGAGCCACCCCGGGAGGGGUGGGAGCACCCCCUGCCCGAGGAGGUGGCCGUGGGGGUUGGGUUUUUACGUCGCAAACACUGGCAAGGAUUUUUUUUUUCCUAUUUUUCUA
Messenger RNA from Calidris pugnax (ruff), 3518 nucleotides. It is a transcript of the gene ANKLE1, whose product is annotated as ankyrin repeat and LEM domain containing 1. The record is from RefSeq and is a predicted model, not a curated record. Gene Ontology annotation, molecular function: endonuclease activity. NCBI's taxonomy places the organism in Eukaryota, Metazoa, Chordata, Aves, Charadriiformes, Scolopacidae. Bases 1 to 3411 code for a protein of 1136 amino acids. The transcript has 7 exons.